AUGAUGCACUCCGCCUUGCUGUCUCUUUCCCUUCUAGUGGCUGGUGCUGCGGCACAGGCUGAGAAUCUCUACACCUCGACAGCCACUGCUGACGUCGAGGCGGCACGCGCGACUGCCAAAACCUCCAGCCCUACGAGUAACGUCAAGGGCAAGGCUUUCGACAGGUUCGUCGUCAUCUGGCUGGAGAACACCGACUAUGACCUGGCUGCUGGCGAUGCAAACCUCUCAUGGCUCGCAAAGAAGGGUAUUACUCUGAACGGGUACCAUGCCGUCACCCAUCCCAGUGAGCCGAACUACAUCGCUGCCAUUGGCGGUGACUACUUUGGCAUGCAGAACGACAACUUCAACCAGGUUGACGCCAAUGUUUCCACCGUCAUUGACCUCCUAGAGGACAAGGGGAUCACCUGGGGCGAAUACCAGGAGGAUAUGCCCUACACUGGGUUUGAGGGAAAGGCGUAUGUCAACCAGAAGACUGGCGCAAAUGACUACGUCCGGAAACAUAACCCCGGAGUCAUCUACAACUCAGCCGCAGCCAAGACUGACCGCUUGGCUCUGAUGAAGAACUUGACCCAGUUCUACGUUGACCUGGAGAACGACGCUCUCCCUCAGUGGAUGUUCAUCACCCCCAACAUGACCAGCGACGGUCACGAUACAGAUGUCAGUGUCGCAGGAACCUGGACACGCACGUUUUUGGAGCCUCUGUUGGAGGACAAGCGCUUUAUGAAGAACACGCUCGUCCUGGUCACAUUUGAUGAGAAUGAGACGUACAGUAUCCAGAACCGCAUUCUCGGCAUCCUGCUGGGUGAUGCCGUACCAUCUAAGCUUGUUGGUACCACUGACGACCACUACUACAACCACUACAGUGAAAUCUCCACUGUUUCUGCCAACUGGGACCUGCACACACUGGGCCGCUUCGAUGUUGGUGCCAAUGUCUUCAAGCUCGUUGCGGACAAGACCGGCGACGUCGUUCGGGAGUGGGACGGCAAGGUUGCGCUGGACAACAUGUACUUCAACACGUCGUAUGCCGGCUACUUCAAUACCAAUGGUGGUAACCAGCGCUACCCUGGACCUAACUUGGGCAGCUGCACCAAGUCUCAUAAGCGGACGGUACUGCCCAGUAUCAAGAAAGCUUGGAGCGGCAACCCAGCGCCUGUCUAUUAUGGCCUCGGUGUGGCCAUCCCUGAUGGCCUCAACCCUCCCACUGGAUAUGCGCCUGUUCUAUAA
Messenger RNA from Neoarthrinium moseri, 1224 nucleotides. RefSeq lists its product as uncharacterized. Gene Ontology annotation, biological process: phospholipid catabolic process. The coding region runs from base 1 to 1224 and encodes 407 amino acids. Lineage: Eukaryota; Fungi; Ascomycota; Sordariomycetes; Amphisphaeriales; Apiosporaceae. Gene Ontology annotation, molecular function: hydrolase activity, acting on ester bonds. The transcript has 2 exons. The record is from RefSeq and is a predicted model, not a curated record.